UCUCUCUCUCUCCAACCACCAUAUUAAAAAUGAGUAUUUUAAAUAAAGGAUAUUACUUUGUUUUGGCCUUAUUUAUUGGGUAUAUUGUCUUUAUUUUAUCUCUUUCAGUGCCAUUUAUUCAAAGAAACGUUUUUUAUCUACACAAAAUAGUAAGUUGUUCAAAAAUAGAUUCCCUGCAGCCAGAAUAUCUUGGAUUUUCACCUCGGAGAAUUUAUCCAUUUUUUUUGAAAACAUCAGAUCAUGAGAAUAUUUUUCUUUGGCAUAUCUUACCCCAUAAUGUUUAUUACAAAAACCAUAUAAAAUUGUCAGAAAUUGAAGAAGAAGAAGAAUUGCAUGAUUUUUUUAUUUCUUUAUUAUCAAAAAGUUCUAAAACAAAGCUUAUAAUAUAUUUUCAUGGUACUGCUUGUAAUAUAGCAGCUAGACAUCGUAUGAGUUUUUAUAGAAUUAUGACAUCAUUUGAUGAUGUUCAUGUUUUUGCAGUUGAAUAUAGAGGGUUUGGAAAAUCAUCAGGUAAGCCAAGUGAAGAAGGAUUAAUUGAGGAUGGAAUUUCUGUUGUAAAAUGGGCAAUGGAAGUGGCAAAGGUAAAACCAUCAUCUAUACUUUUAGUAGGACAAAGUCUUGGAACAGCAGUUGCAAUUGGGGUUGCUGAGAAAUUAUCAACUUUAAAAAAUCCUAUAUUUAUAGGACAUUUGGUAUCAAUUGCUGGUUUUUCUUCUGUAAAAUCUUUAUUAUCUACAUAUAAAUUGGGAGGUUAUUUCCCAAUUAUGUCACCUUUAAAGAUGUAUCCUGGUUUAAAAAAACUUGUAUUUAAAUUUUUAUAUCAUCCUUGGAAUUCAUUAGAAAGGAUUCAAGCUUUUUCAAAAAUAUCACAAAAAAGCGGGACAAAAAUAACAUUUAUUCAUUCAAAAGAUGAUAGUCAUAUUGAUUUUUAUCAUUCUUUUGAACUUUUUGUUGCUGCUAUUAAUGUAACUGUUACUAGGGAAAAUCAAACAUGGAAAGACUUAGUAACAUUAAAAGAAAAGAAGGGCGAAGUAUCUAUUUUAUCUAAUCACGAUAAUGAAAGAAUUGCAUAUCUUCAGGCUGCAUGGGGAAAUCAUAAUCAAAUUCUUCAUCAUGAUAUUGUCGUUUCUAGGAUAAUUUAUUCACAAAGUUAACCAAAAUGGGCUAUAAUAUAUCUUAUAUUUUUCUAUUCUUUCAAAA
Messenger RNA from Pneumocystis carinii B80, 1200 nucleotides. RefSeq lists its product as hypothetical. The transcript is spliced from 5 exons. NCBI's taxonomy places the organism in Eukaryota, Fungi, Ascomycota, Pneumocystomycetes, Pneumocystales, Pneumocystaceae. The record is from RefSeq and is a predicted model, not a curated record. Bases 30 to 1154 code for a protein of 374 amino acids.